Molecule: messenger RNA, 2583 nt
Organism: Microthlaspi erraticum
Lineage: Eukaryota; Viridiplantae; Streptophyta; Magnoliopsida; Brassicales; Brassicaceae
Source: the annotation of a GenBank genome assembly
AUGGCAGAGAUAAGUAGGUCGAUGCAGCUUGCAGGAAAUCGGAAGCCACCACCUGAAGCCACUUUCAAUGUUUCUGCAUCCGAGGCACCAAACAAGCAGUAUCGACCAUGGUUACAGCAAGUGUCUCCAGCAAGCAAUGGGAUUCUGCAUAUUCCUACCAAUGCGCUUUCUCAGAAGACACUCCAUUCGCUGAUUCAUGGCAAGAACGUGACGCAGACGGAAUCCAAUCUCCAGAAACCUGGAAAGCAUCUUGUAAACAAGAAACAGCAUAUCCCGCCACAAGGCUCGGUGAAAUCGAAGGAUGAGGUAAAUGCGUCUGUGAGGUCUAAAAUGAGGGAGUCAUUGGCAGCUGCGUUGGCCUUGAUUCAGAAAGAUGAUGAUUCUCCGAAAGGGAAAGAGAAUUCUGAGACGGAGGGAACUCCUGUGAUGACUCUGGACUCAUCUGCUAGCAUCAGCAUCAGUGUGCCUACAGGUGAAGGGACCAUCUCAGAACUGCCCAGCGGUGUUGAAAGUUCUGUGCAGAAGGACAGUGAGGUUUCCGUCGACAUGAUGGUGGAAGAUGCUAAUCAACCUGAUUCACUUAAGGCUCAAUAUGACGAGGUUUUCCCUCGGGAUGAUGUUCCAUUUUCAGAUAUUAUUUUUUCCACCGAUGACCUUUUACAGGGUAAUGAACUCUCAUGGGUUCUGGAAAAUGUUUCAGAUCUUGGCGAGCCAAAAGAUUUUGGAACCGAUGUCGAAAAGUCAUAUCAGGAUCCAGAACUUUUGGCAUGUAGAAUUGAAAUGGAAUUGUUUAAGCUUUUUGGUGGUGUGAACAAAAAGUAUAGAGAGAAAGGAAGGUCUCUCUUAUUCAAUUUGAAAGAUAAGAAAAAUCCUGAGCUAAGAGAAAGAGUUAUGUCUGGAGAGAUCUCUUCUGAGAGGUUGUGUGCUAUGACAGCCGAAGAACUGGCCUCUAAGGAGCUUUCUGAGUGGCGACAAGCCAAAGCUGAAAAGAUGGCUGAGAUGGUUGUUCUACGGGAUACAGACAUUGAUGUCAGACGUCUGGUGAGGAAGACGCAUAAGGGGGAAUUCCAGGUUGAAAUUGAUCCCGUUGACAGUGGCUCAGUAGAUGUUUCUGCUGCUAUCACGUCAAAUAGACAUAGCAAACGUCGUCCCAAAGCCAAAUCUCUUCCUGCCAAAGAUGAGACACCGAAAGCUGAUCAAGCAACAUCAGGUGAUACUCCUCUCGCAACUGAAGAGAUUGAUCUCAUGCAAGGUUUGGCGAUGGAUGAUGAGUUGAAGGACGUGGAAUUUCUUCCUCCGAUUGUAUCGCUUGAUGAGUUCAUGCAAUCCCUGGACUCUGAGCCUCCAUUUGAAAGUCCGCAUAGUAACUCUGGAAUGCAGCUGUCUGCGUCUGAGAAAAGUGACUCCGAAGUUGGGCCACAGUCAAAAGAAUCUCCCAAGGAACCAAGUGAUAAAGAAGGUUCUCUUCAACAAACCCUGCAGAAGAUUGAUGAAGUUUCCCCAAAAUCUGGUGGCAGUGUGAAACUUGAUGACGAUGUCUCUGGACUUGAGAAAACAUCCUCCCAUGCCGAUGUUAAGGGAGAAAGAAUAUGGGAUGGAGUACUGCAAAUGAGUGCGGCUUCCUCGGUUUCUGUCACUGGCAUAUUCAAAAGUGGUGAGAAAGCAAAGACGAGCGAGUGGCCGGCGAUGAUAGAAGUGAAGGGUAGAGUUAGGCUGAGUGGGUUUGGGAAAUUUAUACAAGAGCUUCCCAAGUCUCGAACCCGUUCCCUAAUGGUAAUGUACUUCGCUUGUAAAGACGGCAUUCCUGAGAGCCAGCGUGGCAGCCUUAUUGAGGUUGUUAAUUCCUACGUUGCUGAUGAGAGAGUUGGGUACGCAGAGCCAGCCUCAGGCGUGGAGCUUUACCUUUGCCCAACACGUGGAGAGUCUCUAGAUUUGUUGACCAACGUCAUCUCUAAAGACAAGCUCGAUGAGUUCAAGUCUUUGGAUGUUGGAUUGGUUGGAGUUGUUGUGUGGAGACGAGUCACCGUUCACAAGCCCGUCUCGAAACGUCCGCAUCCGUCUUCUUCUUUUGCUGCUGCCUCUAGAAACUCCGGUCUGCCUGCAAACAAGAAGCAGAGAGUAAAUGUCACGGAGAAACAACCUCUUGUUGUUGCAUCAAAUGGGAAUUAUCAUCAUGGUUAUGGAGGUAAUAAAGCUGUGGAAGCUGCUGCAGCAGAUGAUGAUGAUGUGCCGCCUGGAUUUGGUCAUGUAGCUUCGAGAGAUGACGAUGAUUUACCGGAGUUUAACUUCAGCUCCUCGGUUGUGCCAGUUUCUUCUCCUCGGCCAUUACCGGCUCAAUCCAAGUCUUUGGAUCAAGUACGAAAGCUCAUUCACAAGUAUGGAAAAUCUGUUAAUGAUGACGACGAUGACAUACCUGAAUGGCGGCCAGAUGUCCCUAGCCACCAGCUUCCACCGCCUCCUCCUCCACCUCCCGGCUUCAGGCCCGAGAUUGUUAGAGCGACUCAAGAUGGUUGGUGGGAUAGUCAAAACGGCGACUCAGGGCAACACUAUGAUCGGAACCGGUCAAGAAACAGAGGGUUUUAA